Lodderomyces beijingensis is the source of this 2592-nucleotide messenger RNA. Lineage: Eukaryota; Fungi; Ascomycota; Pichiomycetes; Serinales; Debaryomycetaceae. The record is from the annotation of a GenBank genome assembly.
AUGUACUCGAGACCUAAUGCUGCAUUCAAACCGCCGAGGCCAAUAAACAGGAAUGGUGCCAACUCAGGCCUGUCGCCGCUGCUGAAAGGCGAAUCGCCGCCGAAACCACGUCCAAAUAAUUUGAAACGAGCUCCAGCUGCAGACGCGUCUCGUGCACGAGACGAUUAUUCCAAGAAAUUGUGCACGUCAAACUCAACAACUGCAAGAGCUGGCAGCCAUCCUGCGGAUGGCAAAUAUAUCGUUCAAUGGAGAAGGAAAACAAAUAAAAAGAACAAGAGCUGGGACGGCGACGGACGGGCGUCGAUUAAAUUCAAUGACCCGAGCUGCGAAAUCCUUUUGAAAAACUCCGACGGCAAAGUGCUCUCGAGAAAGAAUUUCAACCAAGCGCCAGAUUUACUGGACGUGAUCCCGAUUGGAAUGUUUGAGAUAUUUCUCGAUGAAAAAAUAGUCGAUAAAGACCAUAGUCAACCAGAGCACCCAGAUUUCACCCAUGACUCUGGAGAAGAAUUUGAAGAAGAAACUCAAAAGGUUCCCACAACGAGCUUUAAAAAAGUUGUUCCAAAAGAUCAUGAGGACAUUCCGCAGAAAAGAAAACCAUUUUACAAACAGAAAGAGGGCGUGAUUAUAUUGCCGCCACCUCCAUCGGAACCGGAUCACGUGGAGGUCAGCGUUGAUCCGCUACUUUCAUCGAAACUAAGACCACAUCAAAUAGAAGGGGUCUCCUUCAUGUACGAAUGCGUGAUGGGCUUCCGCGAUUUCAAAGGGCACGGUUGCUUGCUAGCCGACGAGAUGGGGCUUGGAAAGACGUUGAUGACAAUCACCACAAUAUGGACCCUCCUCAAACAAAACCCUUUUCCAGAGCAAAAGAAGCCCGUCGUCAACAAAGUGUUGAUAGUUUGCCCCGUCACCUUGAUUGCAAACUGGAAACAGGAGUUUAAAAAAUGGCUAGGGCCCAAUAAGUUGAACAUCUUGACUUUGAACAACCCCAUGUGCGAUGACAAACGCGACAUUGUCAAUUUUGGGAAAUUGAAUGUGUACCAAGUGUUGAUUAUCAAUUACGAGAAAUUGCUAACGCACUCGGAAGAGUUGCUGACGGUGAAUUUUGACCUCUUGGUAUGCGACGAAGGCCAUAGGCUCAAAAACAGUGCAAACAAGGUCUUGAUGGCUUUGAAGAGCUUACUGGUGCCGAAAAAGAUUGUGCUUACGGGGACCCCGAUCCAAAACUAUCUAGAGGAAUUCCACACGCUAAUCUCGUUUAUCAAUCCAUCUGUUCUCCCCGACGUCAAGACUUUUCAAAAGAAAUUCAUCAACCCCAUAACUCAAGCGAGAGAUGUCAAUUGCUUCAAUGAAGAAAUUAAAAAAAGGGGAGAAGAGUUGUCAAAGCAAUUGAUACAGAUGACCCACAAGUUUAUCUUGCGGCGAACGCAAUCAAUUUUGGAAAAUUAUUUGACUUUAAAGACUGAUGUAUUGUUGUUUGUGCCACCGACACAGCUUCAACUAGACUUGUUCCAGCAGAUAAAAAAAUCGGAAAAAUUCCAUCAGCUUGAUUCAGGGCUGGUCUCACUAGCGUUGAUCAAUGUGUUUAAAAAGAUAUGCAACUCGCCCUCACUUUUGAGCUCCGAUGAAUUCUACCAUAAAAUCACCGAUAGCAGCCUCAAACUUUCCACAAGCUCCGGUAAGAUCAACGCAUUAAUCCCCUUGCUCUUGGAAAUGGUUGCUCAACGGGAGAAAAUCGUGUUGAUUUCAAACUACACCAAGACUUUGGAUAUGCUCGAAGUGGUGUUGAGGAAGCUUCAUUUGCUGCACACGAGGUUGGACGGGUCCACGCCCAAAAACACGAGAAACAAACUCGUUACCGAGUUCAACAAGAGCCAACACAUCAAUGUCUUUUUACUAUCGUCGAAAUCUGGCGGAAUGGGCAUAAAUCUAGUGGGCGCGUCGCGUCUAAUACUAUUUGACAAUGACUGGAACCCGUCCACUGACCUCCAGUCCAUGUCGCGUAUCCACCGGGACGGCCAAACAAAGCCAUGUUUCAUUUACAGGCUAUUCACCGCCGGAUGUAUCGACGAAAAGAUUUUCCAACGGCAGUUGAUGAAGAACAAAUUGUCGUCUAAAUUCUUGGACAAUGACCAAUCGUCCAAGACUGAUGUGUUUGAGCAAGAAGAUUUGAAAAACUUGUUCGACGUGGACUCACUGACCAAAUCAAAUACCCACGACUUGCUCGAGUGUUUGUGCGGCGGAGAUGGCUCGCUCUUGACCCAGAAAGAGACGGGCAUUGAAAACGAUGAUAAGAAUGACAAAGAUGAUAAAGAUGAUAAAGAUGAUGAUGAUGAUGAUGGUGAUGACGUACAAGUAAAAUCCACGCAGUCGUGGAUGUCUGCUGCUGCGUUGCAAAAGCAUAUCGAAGAAGUGGGAGAGAAUGAUAAAAAGGCAGUGAAGGAUGCAUUGAACGAUUACCACCACUAUGAUCCUGCAAUCGUCACUGAUCUUGACUUUGACCCGGUCUUGCAAAAAAUUGCACAGCACAAGUCGUUUGAGAUUAAAUUUCCCAUUUCUUUUAUUAUGAAGAAAAGCUCAGCUAAGGAAAUAUAG